Molecule: messenger RNA, 2146 nt
Organism: Brassica napus (rape)
Lineage: Eukaryota; Viridiplantae; Streptophyta; Magnoliopsida; Brassicales; Brassicaceae
Product: agamous-like MADS-box protein AGL62
Exons: 2
Coding region: 1260-1976 (238 amino acids)
Biological process (GO): regulation of transcription by RNA polymerase II
Molecular function (GO): DNA-binding transcription factor activity, RNA polymerase II-specific; protein dimerization activity; RNA polymerase II cis-regulatory region sequence-specific DNA binding
Source: RefSeq, a predicted model, not a curated record
GCUCCGCAUCCAUAUGGACUACAAACGAAGGUUGCUUUCUUGCACUACGUGCUAGACUGUCCGUCCUUGAAUUAAGCGUCCUUGAUAUAUGGAUGAGCUCUGAGCUGUGAAAACUUCUUUGCAGGAUCUUGAUAUUCAUCCAGAUAACUUGUAAAUGCGGGUCAUUCUUCAGGUUCAGAAACCAUCUUCAGCAACUAAGAACAAUCCGUCGCAAAAGUAACAGUAUGUCUUAAAUUCCUCAUACAUUCCAUUGCCCAAAUGAGCGCUUUUAUCUCCGAAUGAAGGGGUGAUUGAUACACUCUAGUAUUCCUUGCUCCCAUCAAACUAUCAAAUCCUUCCAAAGUACUACACCAUCCUUGUCCCGAAUAUCUAUCAUGUUCUUUCCAUGAUCCAUCCGGAAAACACCAUCUACCAGGGAUAGUGGGUACCGUUGCGUUCACUACCGAUCGGGCCUGAUCAGAUCUCUGUGCAUGAUUAAUUUGCGCCUCAGCCCAGAGUACCGACUCUGUUUCCGCCAACUUGAAAAUAUCGCGGGGGUCAAUAUUCAAAUUGAUAAAAACUUUGUUGUUUUUUCCUUUCCAUAUAUACCAUAGAAUCCAUGCAAAAUGGUGAUCGGCGUCAUGCUUAAAAUUGAAGAACUUGGUUAUUUCAACUAAAUAUCUCCAACUAAGUGAAAAAUAUUUUUUCUCCGCACAUGAAAAACAUGCAUCAGUCUAAAAAGCAAUUACUAGUGUUUUCAGUUUUAACUAUGUUCUUACAUAUUGAACAACAAUAACUAUUUUCAUAUUAGAAAGAUAAGAACUACAGUAAAUUUUAUUUUCAUAUAUACGAAAGUGUAUUUUUCAAAAAACUUAUAUAAUGGUGUAAUUUUUAAAAUAAAAUCUCGAGUAAUAGUAUUUCUCCAAAUUUUCCCUAAACUUUAAGAUAAUUAAAUACUUUUGGGGAAUAUUGUAAGAAAAUCUACUUCUAUAUUUUCGUGGAAAAUAAAUGGUACAUUUUGACAGAUCAUGGUGCAUAACAGAUAUCAUUCCAUUUUAAAUAUCAUAAUUGUAUCUUACAUAUUAAGUAUGAGGAUGACUAUUAAAAGUUUGAAGUGGAAAUAAAAAAAAUCUCUAAAAUUGUCAUAAAGUCAAAGAUAUAUUUACUUUAAAAUGACAUAAAAAUUAAAUACCCAUAUGUAACAACUCUCUAUAAAUAACAAAUAUACUCUUUCAUUUCCAACAUCAUCUUUUAUUUAUUUGUUAAAAGUAUUUUUGAGAAUGCCAGAAAACAAAAGAGGUCGUCAAAAAGUACCGAUUGCGAAAAUGGAGAAGGAUGCCAACCUUCAAGUUACCUUUUCAAAGAGACGACAAGGUCUUUUUAAAAAAGCUAGUGAACUUUGCACCUUAUGUCGUGUAGGAAUGGGAGUAAUUGUGUUUUCACCAGGCCAAAAAGUAUUUUCUUUUGGCAAUCCAGAUGUUAAAUCUGUACUCGAUAAUUUCAAAAAUCACAACCAUAAUCCUCUUUUAUAUACCCAAGACGGUUUGAACCCAACAAUCCAAAAUCUCAACAGCUUACUUACUCAGGAGAUGGCAAUCCUUGAAAUGGAGAAAAAAAGGAAGAAAGAGUUGGAUGAGAUAAAAAAUAAGAGAGAAGAAACAGAAAAAUGGUGGGAAAAACCUCCGAAUCAACUUGACUUAAGGCAAAACACUUGUCUAACUAGUGCUCUGGAAAAUCUGAAAAUGGAGUUGGUAAGUCAACGGUCCCAACACUUGCAAGCAAUUGAUCCUCCCAAUCAUUAUGGCGAAAGUUACAACAACAUUGUUGGUGGUGGCAAUGUCGAUCUUUUCGACCAAACAAGAAUGUUCGAUGGGAAUGCAUCCAACUAUAAUCCCAAUUCGAUUAUUUCUAAUCAUGGACCCAUGUUCGCAAAUAAUGAUAACACCAAUGUCUUUGAAGCACUCGGUCCAAGAUCCAAUCUGAAUUUGCCUGAGUAGAACCAUGAUCAAUACAAGGACCAAGGUCUGAAGGAAGAAGGAAGAGGCAACAUAAUCCCAAUCAUGAUUUUCAUCACCUUCGACGUUGUUAUCUUGUUUGUCUAUUUUAAAUAAUUUAAUCUGUUGACAAAAAAAUCAAUAAUCUAUGUAUAAGAUAUUUGUUUCUUUUC